Messenger RNA from Hyla sarda, 3501 nucleotides. It is a transcript of the gene UIMC1, whose product is annotated as ubiquitin interaction motif containing 1. The record is from RefSeq and is a predicted model, not a curated record. Gene Ontology annotation, biological process: double-strand break repair; positive regulation of DNA repair. Gene Ontology annotation, molecular function: histone binding; K63-linked polyubiquitin modification-dependent protein binding. Lineage: Eukaryota; Metazoa; Chordata; Amphibia; Anura; Hylidae. Gene Ontology annotation, cellular component: BRCA1-A complex.
AUGGAGGACAUCAGACUCCUGAUCAACAUAGCUGAAAAACAUUGCUUAUGGGAAAAAGACCCUUUUAUGGGUACUGCCAUUAAAAUAAUUUUUUGGCAUAUGAUACAACAGGUGUUGAUGAGGAUGCACCAUCGCAGGAGGCAACGAUUCUCUGAAGGGACAUGCCAGCAGUAUGUGAUCGAUGAUGAGGAAUCCACUUUAGAGCCCACGAUCAGUGUUGGUUCGGAAAAUCGGACUGAUAAUGAAGAAUCAUCAAUUGUGAUCUCUGAUAGUGAUGAUGUGGAACUUCAGGUAGAAAGUAUUUUACCAAAAAAGAGACGCAGGCCUCCACUCCAGCGAAAACCCUUGACAGUGAAAAGGAAAAUUGCACAUAUGACUGAGGAGGAACAACUAGCUCUGGCAGUAAAGAUCAGUCAGCAGGAGCAGACAAAACAAGAGAAAUAUACCCAAGAAGAAGAGGAAGAGCUGAUCAAAAAAGCUAUUGAAGAAAGCCUUCAUAGCUGUCAAGUUCCUGAUAUUCCCGUCAGUGAGGCAAAAGAGGAGUUAACAAAUAAAACACCUUCAAGUGAAGAAGGCAAUGUGAAUGACCAUAAAGAAGAACCACAUUUAUCCAAGGCGUCUGCACCUUCAGCUGGGGACUCACCAAAAAGUCCAUUUGUGAUUUUGCAACGUUUAAGUCAAGAUAUUGUGGAAAGCUCUAGUGUCAUUUUGUCUCCUAACUGCAGGGAUCCAGUUUCAUGCAUAGAAACCAGUCGACAGUCUCCACUGUCACCAUGUACCAGUAGUGACUUUAUUAAAAUGUCGCCUGCUAAAGGAAUUGCUUUAAGCCCUGUUUUUCCAAAGAGGACCCCAUGUUCAGGUAAACUGAUUCCCUGCAGACUAUUUCUGGAAAGAAGCACAAGCGCUGACCAGCCAGUAGAUGAUGUAGAUGACCAAUGUACACACUGUUCAGAGAGUUCACAGAUGGGCUCUUCUUCUUUGUUACCUACCUCUCCAAUAGAAAAUUCAUAUCAAACUGACUCAACGAGCACAAAGACUCUUAAUAUUGACAAAGCCAAAGAUGUUGACUGUGAAGAUGCUUUUUCCGUAGAUGGCAUUGCAAGCACAGACUGUAGGUCAAAUAAGAGUAGUCAAAGUGGUGGUACUGUUCACUAUUACUGGGGUGUUCCAUUCUGUCCAAAGGGUGUAGAUCCUAGUGAAUACACCAAAGUCAUACUCUGUCAACUUGAAGUGUAUCAGAAGAGCUUGAAAACUGCUCAGAGACAGCUCGUGCAUAAAGUGGAUUAUGGAGAACCAAUCCACCUUGUGGCUUUAAGUAAACAAAAUGUCAAAGACGAAAUUCAGGGUAACAUCAGCCAUGAAGAUAUUGGAGACAGUACGGCUGAAGAUGACACACAAAAACCAGAAGAUGGUGAGAAAGAGAGUGGUGACAAUUCUGACAGUCAACAGACAGAGAGACAGUACGUAGCAAGCAAAAGGCAGAAGAUUUCUCAGAGUCCGGUACAAAUUAUCCUGGAACAUGACCUUAAAUCUUUGUCUUCGGAUGGUAAAGAGAAGACACCAUUAACCAAGUUGCUGCCAAGUGAGUGCACAGAAGUAGCUCUAGUGGCACCUGGUGAAAGUGCUGUUUCACCCACCGCUGUGAGGAAUGACAGACACCUUAUGGAGCAUACUGAGAUUGCCCAGGAAGAAGAGAUUACAAUCUGCCCAGAAACACAGCCUAGUCCAGCUAAGCAGGAAGGAUCUGACAAAGGGGAUCAACCUGAAGAAAUGGAGACUGCUCCACAGCCACAGGUAUCACUGACGGCUUGCAUCUCUUCUGAACCUUCUGAUGAAGACCUUAUAUGCUUGGAUAAAAUAAAUUCCAAGAAUGUGACAUGCCCAAUGUGUGGGUGUGACUUCUCUCAGAACCAAAUUGAAAGGCAUGCAGCAUACUGUGAUGGAACAAAUGGACAACUAGAAAUGACAGUUUUGAGACCAAGAAAUAAAUUGAGAAGAGGCCACGAUAGUUCACCUGUUGGUGUUCCCUCUGCAGACUCUGGCAAGUGUGAGACAUGUUACCUAUGUAAAUCACUAGUGCCGCUGAAAAAUUAUCAGGCACAUGUAGACAACUGUUUGCAGACUGCAAUGUUGUCCACUCCGGGGAGCCAGAGACUUAGAAGCAGCAAGCAGGAAUAUCCAGGGCGCAACUGCAGACUCUUAAGCAUGCUGGAGCAGUCAGAGUCCUCCUUGGCAGGAACCAGUAAUGCUCCAGAGCCCUCCAAUUUAAGCCCUCCUAGAGAAGAACAUGAUGACCGCUUUAAUUCUGAGAAUUUGAACCUCGGUGACUCUCCGAUCAGAUCUUUUGUAUCAAUUUCUGAGGUCACAGAUUGUCUUGUUGACUUCAAGAAGCAGUUAAACCAUCAGCCGAGCAGUAGAAGAGCCACUCACCGGGGAAGGAGGCGUAGGAUGUGACUGUAGCUCUACAUGUUACAAUUCAGGACCAAAUAUUGAAUGUUAACAUAUGUAAAAUCUUUUACACCUUUUUUUGCCAAUAGUUGUAUUUCAUUUCAUGUGAAAAAAAUGAAUAUGAAUCUGUGUACACAAGAACAUGUGCCUUGUUCUCAAUGGGAUGUGAUGUUGUUAUCAACUGUACUUAUAUAUUUUUGGGAAUAGCUCAAUGCUUUCGUUGUGUGUUAUAAUGUCUAGCAAUAUGCUGCCUGGUUAAGUGCCUGCGAUUGUAAAUAUAUAAUUUAUGGUAAUAUUUUAUUUCCUUAUGGUCCACCACGAAGUUUAUAUUUUCUGCUCAAGAGAUACCACUCAACAUAUCAAUAUGGAUGAAAUAGAAUAAAAUGCGAGUGACGUCUUUACAUUAAUGUUUGUGUAUUAUUACUUACAUGAUUUUAUUUUAUUUAACAGUCCAGUCACUUUUUCCAUCAAUCUGUGAAACUAUAAGACUGGCUCAUAUUCACUUACAAUGUAUUGGUAAACCAAAAGCUAGAGCAGUUGCCAGUGUUCCCUCUAAAGCUGUGCAUUUUGGAAAGGGUAGAGAUAAAUAAGUUAUUGAAUGUUUAAUAUCUGUCUUUUCCAGAAAGUUAAUAUUAGAAGAACUAGUGAUUACCAAAGUAACUUUGUCAAAAUUGGCUACCAUAGGAAAAAUACAAUCCCUCUGUAAGUAUAUAGAAUAACAUUACCAAAGUGACAAUCAGAAGUACGGCCAUAUUGGUUUUACUGGGCCACAUUUAUGGAAACUUUCUGAAAAAGAAAUUGUCUUUGUUACCCAUUGUAACCACUUACAGGUCAGCUUUCAUUUCUUAACCCCUUAAGGACCCAUGACGUACCGGUACGUCAUGAGUCCACUCCCGAUCUAGAACACGUCAUAGCGGGUCGGGCCCGGCCUCUAACAACGGCUGGGACCCGUGCCGCGCGCUAUUAACCCUUUAGACGCGGCGUUCAAAGUUGAACGACGCGUAUAAAGUGAAAGUGAAAGCAUGCCGGUUAGCUCAGGGAGCUGUUCGGGAU